GUCUCUCACUAAUCUAGUUAUUUUCAACAUGGCGGAUGAAUUUACACCUGAAAGACAGAGGUCGGAGUUUCUAUCAAAAAUUGGCGCUCAAUACGCACAAACGAUUCCAGAAAUAUCAAGAUUUUAUUUCAACCAGUUUGAGCAAUACAGCAAAGAGUACCAAGGUGGUCAAAUUCAGGGACUUCGGGAAAAAUACUGCGAAAAAUGUGGCAGUCAAUUCGAUGCGAAAAAUUGCAAAGUAAGGAUUGUUAAAAAAAUUAAAUCAAAUAAGAGAAGGCGGUAUAAGAAACAAGUGUCAAAUAGUGUGGAUGGAAUUACUUCAUCAAGGAAGAGAUUUGGAAAAUACGAACAUUCUACCAAGUCCAAGAUUGCACAUAGAAAAAGAUGCCUCAUAUCAAAAACAUGCCAAAUUUGUGAGAAUGUGACUUAUAUAGAAGGCACACAAAGGCAAAUAAGAAAAGAAAAAAGCCCACCAAAUGACUUAAGCAAUAUGACCCCAAUUUCUGAUAAAGAUCCCAAUACAAACUCCACGCCCAAGAUGACGCAGUCUGCAAAGAAACGCCAGAGGAUCAAUAUGAGGUUGAAUAAACUUAAACUUGAAGCCAAAAGACUAUCUGAGGUUGAUUUACAACAGGUAAACAAGAGUCAGACAAGCUUAGCAGAUUUUCUAUCCAGUGUGUAGGUCAGCUAGACUCAGACAAGCCUGGCAGAUUUCAUACGCAUUUGGCAAAUUAUACUUUACUAAGCCCUCUCCCCAUACACUUUAUCACUUUAUAAAAAAAAUCUAAAUUAAGCACAAAUCCUCAAAGAAAUAAACCUGAUCAGUGAUUCUGA
This is a messenger RNA of Nematostella vectensis (starlet sea anemone), 834 nucleotides long. RefSeq lists its product as uncharacterized. The record is from RefSeq and is a predicted model, not a curated record. Gene Ontology annotation, biological process: tRNA processing. Gene Ontology annotation, cellular component: nucleolar ribonuclease P complex. The coding region runs from base 29 to 682 and encodes 217 amino acids. The transcript has a single exon. Lineage: Eukaryota; Metazoa; Cnidaria; Anthozoa; Actiniaria; Edwardsiidae.